UGUUGCGCAGUUGUCACCAUGGUAACAGACAACAUCCGUCUCUACCCGUGAUAAGAACAAAACAGACAAAACAGAUUAAAACAACAACAUUGAAGCAUUUCGCAAGUAACCUAUUGUUUUCCUCGACGAUUGGUCAACAAAGACACAGAAACAAAACAACAAGAAAGGUGGCAUUGGAAAAAAAACCUUCAGUCAACAAUCUUUUUCUGCUGCUUGCCAAGCCAACAAUUGAGGAUCAUGGUAAGUUUUUGUUUUUUGUUUUUGGUAAAAAAUGUCAAGUUUUUAGCACAACAAAGUUCAAUACUUGGCCAUUUAAAUAAUUUUAUAUUAUCCCAAAUUAUAUUGUGAUGUUAUUGAUGGAAUUUGCCAUUACUGGGAUCAAAUUUCAAGUGUUCAAGAAGCAGAUCUUAUACCCGCCGGUACCGUACCAAAGCCCCUACCUCCCAGGUAGAUGAAUCUCUGUUCGGGAACCCAACAAGGGUGAGUUCUACAUCAGUAAAUCAGUAUAAAAGCUUUCUUUUAAAACGGAUUUUCCAGUGACACCCCUUAACGAGAAUUUCUCUUCGAGGAUCAAUAAAGUUCUUUCUUGUGUAGGUGGGCUACUAACAACUUUAGUAUAAUGAUCUUGUAAUUCAUCAAUGGUUUAAUACACCUGCCCCUUUGAAAAGGUGCAUAUAAAUGUGAAGUAUUGAGAGGGUUAUCAGAUGUUGAUUAACAAUGGCUGUCAUCACAGAUGGAUGCCAAGAAUCAGUCCAAGCAAGAUAGUGAGACUGUUCAAAUCAUAACCAAAGACCUCAUUCGCCAUCUCAGGUAAGCCAUAUCCGACUUUAGAGACCCAGAAGAAUUUCUGUAAAUAUCUGCUUCUUUGGGAAUUAAAAACACAUAUAUUUCAACAGAGUACAAUUCUAGGCGCUGGACAGAUUAAACCAAAAUAUAUAUCUAUGUAUGUAUGAGUUUGUGUGUAGCAUAUAUGCUUAAAAACAUGUUAUUUUGCCAGGAUCCCAUUGAAGGAUCCCUCAGGAGUUUUCAUGGUUUUACCAUCAGCGGAGUAUAAGCGGAUUGUCUCAGUGUCCCAGGUUCUUACUAAAGAGGAGAGGAAGAAGCUGAUGGAAGCUUCUCGGAGGAAGAAAGAGGAGGAAAUUGUAAGAAAUAAUUAUCAUAGAUUAUCAAAUCUGAGUUGCCAAAAGACACUUAGUGUUUUUUUAAUGUAAUCCUCAUACAGAGAGUAGCACAGGACAGGAAACAUCAAAUCCAUGAAGCUGACCUGGCUAUAAGAGAAAAACAGGAGCUACAAUCUCAAGCCGAUGCACAGUGCUCCGUAGAGCAGGACUUCAGAGCUGAACAAGAGGAAGAGAUCAGAAAGCUCAACACGGUAGGAAGCAGUUUUGUACAUCUGGAUCACUGAAAUUCACAAGUUUCUGAAAAGUGCUCCUCAUGUAAUUUUUGAAACCCGACUCUUAUCCUUGUGUGUGUGUGUGUGUGUGUGUCUGGGAGUUUAGCUGAUUCUUGGUGCUCAGUGUCAAGCUGCACGUGAUACCCAGAUCACAGAGCGGAAACAAAUCCAGACAGAGUUGUCAGAGGAGGAGAAACGCCUUGAUAACAUGAUGGAAGAAGAGCGCUUGAGAGCAUUAGAGACCAUGGAGCAAAGUGAUGAGCUGCGCAAACGCAGGAGGAUGAGGUUAGAGGAGUUUUACCAAAGAAUUAAGAGAUGCUUCCUUUCCUAAUGUGGCUAGUGAUAGAGGCAAGAAGCCUCUAUUUUAUUAUGUUGUUGUUUUUUUUAAUCUCUGUGAUGUAUUUCAGUGGGAUGCAAGAAAUUUACAACCAAAUUCUACAGCGUCUCGAGGAAAAGCAAUUACUUGAAGAAAUGAAAGAGCAGGAAAAGCAGCAAAUACAAGAAAAACAGGAAACCAUAAACCUGGAAGAUCAAAAGGUGCAGUUAAAGCAAAAUAAAAACAAAACAAAAAAAUAAAACAUUUACCCCAAUUAGGCUCAGACUUUUAUGCCGCAGAACUUGAAUUUGAGCGAGUUUUUCUUGCUGGUUGUCUUCUUCCAGGCCCUUGAGAAGAAGAGGGAUGAGCAACAGCAACUGCAGAAGGAGAUCAUGCGCAUCAAUGCUGAGACCAUGCAGGCCAAGAAGCAAAGACAAGAGGAGGAAAAACGGGCUGACAUGAGAAUUAUGGAAUACAUCCAAAACAAACUGGUUAGAUAAAAAGCAUACGGUCUCUGUGUAUAAUCACUAAACUCUGUAGGAUCAGUAGAAAAUACAAAUUGACUAACAGUAAAUAAAAGAACAAUCGAAUUCUGUGAAAUCGCUGUUUAUAUCAUCUUUGGAUCAUCUUAUUGUUAAGCUAAUCUUCUAACUUAAAAUGUUUUUUUUUCCAUCCAAUGACCUGACCUGAUCUAUACAGGAACAGGAGGCAGCAUACGAAGCGGAGCAGAAUCGCAUCAAGAAAGAAAAGGAGUUAGAGAUCACCAGGAUGAGGGCUCAGCAACAAAGAGCAAAAGACUACAUUGCCAUGCAGGUCGGGCACACAACUACUGACCAACCACUGCCACAGAAUUUGUAUCUACUGAAUAAAAAUCUGUAACACAGUAAAAUAACACUGGAUCACAUCUACGUUCCACCUAGACAGGUCAAUGGAAAUUGAGGCAUUAGAGAGUUAAAUUUUUGUGCUUGUGUCAUUGGAAGGAUGAGAUCCGAAUGCGAAGGAACCAAGAAGUUGCAGACAGAGAAUGGAGAAAAAAAGAAAAAGAUCUCGCUGCAAAGAAAGUACGAGAGGAAGAAAUGCUACGAGUGGCUCGCUUGGAGCAGGUUCACUGCAAAGAGCACUUCCUGGCGAUUGAGGCUGCCCGGGAGAAAGCAGAAGUGAAGCAGAUGCUUAAGUAAGAAAUCUGUUGUACUUAAAAUAUAUAGAUUUGCACAGGCUGUAAUAUUUGUUUAUAUUUCUUCAUUUAUUUACAACUAGUCAUGUGUUUUAAUAAAGUUAGUUUUGGUUUCCUUUUUCCACAAAGGGCACAAGAAGAAGUGAUCAAAAGACUGAAAGAGGAGGAGGGAAAACAUCACAAGAAUGCCAAGCUUCAUGCAGAGGCUCUCCGGCAUCAAGUAAAGGAGCGAGAAAUCUCAGCCGUAGCUAAACGCAGGGAGAUAUUGAAGGAGGCUGAAGAUUUGAUUCUGGAGGCCCAGCAGAGACGUGUGCGUCUUGAUGAGAUAAAAGAAAAGAAACUGAAGGCGCUCAAGUAAGUAUGGGGCUGAUCUUUUGACAGAGGGAACGAACUCUUGGUUUACUUGUGUUAAAUGAAUAAACCUGUUGUGUGUUUGUGAACAUCCAGGGCUACAGGGCUCUCUGAAAAGUACUGCAGUGAAGUGGAAAGGAAAGCCAGAGUGUGCUUACUCUGACUCAAUCACAACCCGGAGUUGUAUGAAGCCUCAUCACAGCAGGAAGUAGCACUACUUGUCCACUAAUAAAGAUUUCUUUAACCUCAAAGGUUUUCAUCUUGUCUUCGUUGAAGUGAAGUGUUUUCGAUGUCUCUUUCAGGUGCAGUUCCUUUCUCUUGAAAGACUGAUUGUACAGGAGACCGGAUACAAUUUUACAUUUUUAUUCAGUCUAGUAUUUCCCUUUCAGUCAAUUUAUAUAUUUCCACUUAUUAGUGACCAGGUCCCCACUUAUCACUAAUAUGCAUGGCAAAAGGAAUUCAACUUAGGGUUAGGAUGACACUUUACAUACACUUGAGAGCAUGUAGGGAAGUUAAGAACAUCAAGAUAAAUACAGUCUAUUAUUUAGGAUCAUUCUUGACAAAGAACUAUGUAUACUUAGACAUAAUUUAUUCAUCUUAACCAUCUAAACAUGUAACAUAUAGGAGUGCUUCUGGAUCUAAUUAAACUUACAUUAGACACCAAAGGUUCCAUCUGCCUGUAUUCUUCCCUAUCCUUGUUUGAUACACUCGAAAUGCUUAACAAGAGAGGAAAUAGGACAGAAAGGUGGGGUCCCGUUCUAAAAGUUUGAACUUUGUCAUUUUCACAUCUGUACACACAAAAAAAGAAACGGUGACCAAAAUAAACAAAAAACACAACACCUGGCAUACGUAGGCCUCAGCACGAGUAGGGUUCCGAUUAAAUACACACACAUACAAUACAGUUAAAGAGUUAAGGGCCCUUGGGUGUGGUAGCCGUUGUCCUGUCCUUGCACAUACACAUAUACAAUCACACAUAAACACUGUACACAGCACAAGAGGUCACCUCAAUACAUGGAUCUGAUGGAGAGCUAACAUCUAAAAGGAUGGAUAAGGGUGGCCCAGAACAGGCUGAGAUGAAGUUAAAUGCCCAUUUAGACCAUCAAGUCACACCCCCACUUACACACAAACAUACCCUCAUUCACACAGUAACACACAUUUUAAACUCCAUAAAGCUACACACCUGUGCAGAUUAUACGAUCAUUACAUGGUGUUGCUUGCUAUAGCCAUUAAAAUGGCAAUAUACUUUGUCGAAAUAUAUGUAAUACUAUCUUUUACUCAGAAUAUACAAUGGUAAAAUGCAUUAUACAGACAAAUGAGACAAUGUGUAUGCUGUUCACAUAUUCAGUACAUUAGAGAGCUGCAUCUCUACAAUACUGUCUUCUUUAGUGCAAAAUCCAUUGCUGUCUCUCCUACUUCAAAGGUUAAUUGCCGAGCUUGAGCAAGCUGACUUCAGCAUGAAGCAUAAACCAAUUUUAAAAAAGACAAACAAUUGUAAAUAUAUAAUAAAUAUGGAAUGUGAUUUUUGUCUUUCAAACAAUGCUAAUUAAAGUCCGUCAAUGCAUUUUAAAGUUUGUAAAAGAACAAAAUAAAAAUUAAAAAAUACAUAAAACCAAAGUACGUAGUUGCCUGCUUGAAGCUCUUGAGAGCAGAAGACCGUGGGAAGCUGGUGAGUUACCCAAAUGGAGAAAGAGCAAUGGUUAAGAUGCAAAGGACUACAGCCUUUAUACAUGAGGAGUGGAGGAAGGCUGGAGCUUGAGGGGCUGGAGAUGGAGUUGUGGGUGUUCACAUGCCGUAGCCAAAGCCGGGCUGCUGUGGCUGACCAUAAGCUGGUGCUGUAUAGCCGUAACCAUAAGCCUGCUGAGGGGGCACUGCCAUGUUGGGCCCUGCUGUGAGCAUGAGUUGGGGCGUCCCUGCACAAAAGAAGCAUCAGAGUAAGUAGUAUACAGAGUAUGACUGUUGUUGUUCACUAGAGCUCCUUUUGCACAUGCAUUGAACUCCUGAAAAUUUCUUGAAAUCACUUAGGUGGACCUAAUUGUUAACCCUGAGUUUAUCCAAGCUUUAUCCUGCCAGCCCAGGGAGGCUGUCUUGUAAAAGCGGUUAAAACAGAUAAAUAGAUUGGGAUGAAGACAAUCUGCCUAAGCCAAGUGAGCAGCUCGAUGCUAUAUACUUCCCUCAGUUGUCAGCAUAUUGUAUUUCAUUGUUGUUUUUGUGUUAUGGUCAUGUCCUCAUACAUGUUGUAGUGAUAUUAACUCAGAGGCAGUCACCAUUACUGACGACUCCUGACCCCUCAGCUGCCCUUCCUGUAUCUAAAUCGAAAUACUAGGAUUUCAAGUUUGGUGUCUGAUACAGAUGAUCCCUCUCUGUGAGAUUUUAUCAAUAAUAAGAGGGCCAGAAUGUCUGAAAUGUAUCAACAAAUAGUCAGGAGUUUGUGUUAAAGGGAUAUUCCGGAGUAAAAUUAAUUUAGGGUCAAACACACCGUAACACUAAGUUAGACACCUCAUCGAGAGAUGAAUGUUGCUGACCGCUUGCUUCUCUAGUUAUACCAACUUUAGAAACGACCGCACGAUAGCAAUACACAACAGUCUGAGGAGCCACAAACAAACCUCAAUCAAAACACCACUCUAUAGCCACAAAUAACACUGUAAUACAGCUAUUCAAUCAUUAUCUGCAGUAGUGUUUUUACCGUAGACAAUGGGUUGAGACUCGGUUGCCUGCUCCUCCUGUUUCCUCAGGGACUCGGAGGCCUCAAGCUUGUCAACCUGUGAAAAACACAUCCCAAUCGGCACAGUCAGACUCUGGCUAAAGCAUGUUGGGCCCCUGAAGACCAAGGGCUAAGAUGCCUACUUUUGCCAAACUGACCUCUGGGUUAUUUCACUGGCUGACGGAUGGGACCAUUCCUGUCAGGUGAAGAUGAAUGCAGUCCAGAUUUAAAUAAAACAGACUACAGGAGGCAGGUUUGCUAAUGUGUUGGAAAAGAACAACCGCAACUGGGAACCAAAUGGCUACUCUAAUCAAGCAUGGUUAGGACAGUUACUACAUUUUUGUGAUUAAAAAGUAGAGAUAGGGAGGGAAGAACAGGACAAACGUGAAGUUGGCAAUAAUGGUCCCACCAUCCAGCCACCCAUAUCCACUUCUGUGUUCUGUUGUAAAUGCUGAGUAUGCAGAGAACAAACUCUUUGCUUAUUCAAAGACACAAAUUUACAUUUUUGACCUAGUUUAAUGUUAGUAGAAUAACAAAUCUAAUCUACAUUUUUGCAUAGAAGUUUAUAGAUAGAAAAGUAUAAUAAAACUUGACAUAAUUUAGAAUUUAAAGUUUUUGAAGUGGUAAUUAUAUGUUUAAGAUGUAACCUUAAACAUUACAUUAAAUGAUGUAAAGAAAGGUAAAUGCCUGAUUGUGAAAACCAGGCUCUGCAAAUGCACUGAGCAAACAAGCAAAUUUACACAUGUCCCAUGUUGCACUUUCUUGUUUUCCACUUCUUCUUAUAUGUAUUUAUUUUGAACAUUUUGCCUUUUUGAGAGGCCAGCUGAAAACAGAGUGAUUGUGGGGAGAAUAGAAAGUGGAAGAUGAAAUGCAAGAAAUGUCAUGGCCAGGAAUCAAAUCAAGGACCACUGGAAAGAGGACUAUAGCCUCAGUUCGUGGGACACGCUGAAACUGCAUGGCCGAGUCGCCGAGACCAACCCAAUUUUUUUUCCCCCAAGGAAAUUUUCAUUAAUAAUUUUCACUGACCUUGUUUAGAUUAUAGGUAUAAAAAGUAACUAGUAUAUAAUUAAAUUGCCAAAAAGAACUUUAUUUUUAUGAUUAUUAUUUCUCCUAUUGUUACAAGAUUAAAUCUUACCGAGCUCAAAAAGUUAAACAAUCUUAACCUGCUUUAUUAUUCAAACUUUUUUCAGUGGCUGUAUUACAUCUGUAGGCAACCAGCAACUGACAAUCAAACUAGAGAACCCUGAUUUCAAUAGUACUAUAUCAUGCUGAUUAUGUUAAAAUUAAUUGCAAAUAAAAAUGAAAAAUUGCUGUUAUGAAAAAAUCUCUGGUAACAAGCAAAUAAACCAACAUCAAGAAAAUUUUAAAAAAUAUUCAGUUGCCUACUUAGUUUUUGAAAAAUUAAAUAAGAUGAAUGAUUACUUCCCCUGAGUCAGUUAAAAAUAUUUUCGUUGAACCAAGAUCUAAGAAACUUUGAGUAGAUAUUGCUAACACAAUGUUGGGCAGUAAUUGAUUACAAUGUGACCUUCAUGGAUUGGAUAUAAUGUGGUCUAAUCCACCAAUUGGUAUUUAUCAGUUUGGAUUUGAAUGGCUAUGACUGCUUCUUAACAUUUGAGCUUUUAUUCAUAGCGAUGCAUUACUCUCCACUUUCAACAAAGUAGUGACACAUGAAGUAUAAGUUUAGUGUUGCCAAUGGGUACAGUGGCAAAAUGCCCAUUGUUUUAUUUUCUUUUUAAAAAACUCAAUUUCACUGCUUUUAUCAGACAGACUGUUAAGUAACAAUGUGUAUGAUCAGUUCUCUACAUACUCUGAUUUUUUUCAACAGACAGUCUACUUAGCUAGGCUGUCUUUAAAAGAGAGGCUAUUUUUUUUCCCCGAAG
Xyrichtys novacula (pearly razorfish) is the source of this 7815-nucleotide messenger RNA. Lineage: Eukaryota; Metazoa; Chordata; Actinopteri; Labriformes; Labridae. The record is from the annotation of a GenBank genome assembly.